GUGAUGGGACGAGCGACGCCUGGCGCUACCGCGUCGAGGAUGCCAAAGUCUGCGUCGGCGUCGAUCAGAAGUUGAAGCACGUCGAUGUUGCCCUGCUUGCAUGCCAAAUGAAGCGCCGUCGACCCAACCUACUUGGCUACGAUGAAAAGUCAUUCAUGGCAUUUGACGACCUUGUUUUGAGCGUUGACAUGAACGCCGUGCUGCAGCAAGAGGGCCACCAUCGCAGCGUUGUUUUUCUGGACGGCGACAUGAAGUCCGGUGGCCUGCAUUGCCGCCGGGAGGCGCGAAUCCAUGUCCAAGGAAUGGCCGUGGCGGGCCAACAAUACCUCGAGGCCAGCCACGUCGCUCUUGUUCACGAACGACCAGUACGACUUGACGAGCUGGCCCGUGUUGAGUCUGGCGGCGGGGCGGUUCGUGUCGACGCCACUCGCUUUUCUUGGCAUCACGUUUGCUUGGACGUCGUCGUUGCAUUGUGAUGCGAACAAAACGCUCCAGUGCUGUGAAACCAACAAAUGCCGAAACGGCGCCGACGAAACGACGGUCGGUGCCGCCAAACAUGGCCAAGCCCAGUGUCGCAGCCGAGGACUUUACGCAGUACCUGCAGCAUCUGAAGGAGUCGGGCCUCGCGGGACAGCCGGUCCAAGUCACGCUCGACCACUUUACUUUUCGCAAACCCCACGAUCCGUCGUCGUUUGUGCUGCACGAUGUCCACGGCACACUCGAACCUGGGUCCAUGACACUUGUCCUCGGGCCGCCUCAGAGCGGGAAAUCCGCUCUCCUCAAGACCCUCGCAGGCGUGUACCACUACAAGGGCUCGCCGACCAAGCACAUCACGGGCUCGGUGUCGUACAAUGGCCUCAGUCCCCGCGACAUCCAUGUCCACGACAUCGCAACGUUCGUCGGCCAGACGGACGAGCACAUCCCGACGUUGACCGUGCUGGAAACGUUCGAGUUUGCACAUGCAUGCCGCGGGCCGUCCAACAGCACCGAAUGGCAACGAUCGGCCGUCGCCCUCGUGAAUGCCCUGGGACUGACUACAUGCGCCAACACUCGCGUUGGCAACGAAAUGCUGCGUGGUAUCAGCGGUGGCCAACGUCGCCGCGUGUCGCUCGGCGAAAUGGUGACGGGCCAAGCACCGCUCCUCCUCUUGGACGAGUACACGACCGGCCUCGACACGACGGUCGCACUGGCGCUCACGACCAAGCUCCGCGACAUGUGCAAAUUCCUCCAAUAUACACUCGUGUGCUCUUUGCUGCAGCCUCCACCUGAGGUGUUUGAGCUAUUCGACAACAUCGUCCUCUUGAACGAAGGCCACGUGUGCUACUUUGGUCCGCGCACGGACUGCGUGCCGUACUUUCGAUCGAUCGGGUACGUGUGUCCGGGUCGUCUUGACGCCGCCGAGUUCAUCCAGCACGUGUCGACGGAUUUGGGCAAGCUGACCAAGGAUGCAGCUUUCACUGGCGAUGUGCCUUGUACGCCGGUGGAUUUUUCCAACGCGUUCCGAGCGUCGCCAGCCGCACUCGUACGGCGGCACGCGGCCGCCAUCCCUUUGUCCCAACGUCCUCCACACGUCAAGAAAUCUCUCGUCAAGCAGUUUGCGCUAGUGUUUCAACGACAGCUCAAGCUCGUGCGCCGCGACAAGCGAUUCAACAGGGUGCGAGUCGGGCAAAGCACCGUGUUUGGCGUCAUCAUCGGGUCCCUCUUCUGGCAACUCGACGACGGCCCACACUCCCUCGUGUCCAAGGCUGGUCUCUUCUUCCUCACCAUCUUGUUUACGUCCAUGACGACGAUUUCCAACAUUGCGUAUACGAUGGAGGUUCGCAACAUUUACAUCAAGCAGUCGUACUUUCAACUGUACCCCGCGGCCGUGUACGCAGUAUCGGAGAGCGCGAUCGAGGUCGCCGCGACGCUCGUCCAAGUGCUGCUUUUUACGGUCUCGUCGUACUGGAUGUGUGGGUUCUCGGACACGAACAACGGGAUGCCGUACGGGUUCUAUUACGUCGUGGUGUUCCUCAACAGCGUGAGCAUGUGCCAGCUCUUCAAGUGCUGCGGCGCGGUUGCAGCGACCCGAACGACGGGUCUCAUCUUGGCCGCCACGUUUAUCUUUAUCGAGCUCGUGUUUUCAGGAUUUGCCGUGCGCGAGUCGGUGCUCCCGGACGGCCUCAAGUGGAUCUACUGGUUGAAUCCAGCCUCGUGGGCGUUCCGCGGACUCGUCCAGAACGAAUUCAGCUCGCCCGUGUCUGCGUACGACGCCAUCCACCCUCGCCUUCACAUCCGCAUGGGUCACUACUACAUGGCGUUGAUGGGGGUAAGCCAGAAUCUGGACUACAUGCCAGGGGCCGUCGUGUACUUGCUCGGGUUCUUUGUCGCGCUUGUGAUGGCGACUGCCCUGGCGUACCAUACGCUCAAGCAUGAGAAGCGAUACAGCGGGGAUAGCGCCGCCCGCCACCGCACGGUGCUGGACCCGAUGGCGCAGACGAAUCGUCGAGACAGUGUCAAGCUCGUGGCCGACCAGUUUCCAGUGGACUUUGCACCCGUGACACUGUCGUUUCGAGACCUGCGAUACACCGUCGUCCUCGCCGACAAGGUAAAGGCCAAAGGCGGAGCGAAGUAUGCUACCGUGGAGCUGCUUCGCGGGAUCCACGGCCAUUGCAGGCCCCACACGCUGACUGCAUUGAUGGGGUCGAGCGGCGCGGGAAAGAGCACGCUCUUGGAUGUACUGGCUGGGCGGAAGAACUCCGGGACAGUCGCCGGCGAGCUCUUUGUCCAGGGACGGCCCAUGACGAAGCGUGACCAGCGCAGAUUCGGAUACGUCGAACAAACAGACAUGCAUUGCAUGCGGACGACGGUCGUGGAGGCGUUCGAGUUCAGCGCGCGCCUGCGUCUGCCAGAGUCGGGCCAGCGCAACGCCCGCAACAUCAUCCAGUCGACGUUGGGGCUUCUAGAACUCGGCAACAUCCAGCACGCGUCGCUGACAACGCUGUCCGGGGAACAGAUGAAGCGCGUCACGAUCGGCGUCGAGUUGGUAGCGAACCCGAGCGUCCUCUUCCUAGAUGAGCCCACGAGCGGCUUGGACGUCCAUGCGGCCAACGUCGUGAUGGAGGCGGUCAAACGAAUCGCUGCCGCCGGCCGCACGGUGAUAUGCACGAUUCACCAGCCAAGUCUGUCCCUCUUCGAGCUCUUCGACGACUUGAUCUUGCUCCAGACGGGUGGGCUUCAAGUGUACUGCGGUCCCGUUGGCCUCGAGAGCUCCGACCUCCUCGGCCACUUUGAAUCGAUCGCCAACGUCCGAAUGCACCACAACGUCGAAAACCCGGCAACGUACAUGCUCGACGUGAUGACAGCGCACCCGGAAAUCGACUUCCACGCGAUCUACUCGACCAGCGCCCAGCGCGAGAAGACGCUGAAAGCGAUCGAGGCCGUGUGCCAAGCCCACGACACCGACGCGGCCGGACGCGUCGUGGUCAAGUCGUCCGAAUCGACGACGACGCAUGGUGGCGGGUACGCCACGUCGUUCGGGACGCAAUUUUGGUGGCUCUUGCAUCGGAUGUGCCGCAAGUACUGGCGCACUAGAGAGUACAGCGCUGGUCGCGUGGGGGUCAACCUGUUCGUCGCGCUGCUCCUGGGGCUGCUCUUUUCCGCCAAACGCCUGACGUACACGAGUGACGUGGAUUCGCAAAUGGGCCUCGUCUUCAUCGCGCCGUUGUUCAUGGGGGUCAUCGCUGUGAUCACAGGGCUGCCCGUCGUCGAUGCCGAGCGCAUGGUGUUCUUUCGCGAACACUCGUCGGGGAUGUAUGCGGCCUUGCCGUACUCGCUCGCGGUCGGCGUCGUCGAGCUGCCGUACGUCGCGUUCAACGGCACGGUGUUUGUCGUAGUGUUUUACUACUUGGUCGGGCUCCACCCGACGGCGGAUGCCCUCGGCUGGUUCUACGUCCUCUUCGUCUGCUACACGCUGUACGCAACGUACUUGGGACAAUUCCUCGUGACGACGCUGCCGGACGUGCGGACCGCGACGGUCGUGUCCGGGGCGCUCAACUCUGUGUUUUCCAUCUUUUCGGGGUACUUUAUUCACCGCGACAAGAUUCCGGCGGCGUGGAGUGGACUGUAUUGGGUCAGCCCCCUCCAUUACAUGAUGGAAGGUGUCAUGGUGACGCAGUUCCUCCAGAACGAUGGCAACGUGACCGUCGGGUCGGCGUCGACGGGCGCCCUCGCCCCCGAUCCAAUCUCCAUCCGCCAGUACGUCGACUCGGUGUUUGACGGGACCAUCUCGUACGACCACCGGUUCCAAGACCUGGUGGCGCUUCUCGUUUGGAUUGCCGUCCUUCGCGUCGGCAACGCACUCUCCCAGGCGUACAUCUCGCACGUUUCGCGAUAGCCGAACAACUCAUGCCACGGAUUCGAGGUGAACGUGCGCGUAAAACAACGAAGCUCGUACGUUCAUCCGACGGAUGGCUACGAUGCCCCCUCAGUUGGAAAGGGGGACGACGGACUCAGGAACGCAGAAAUGGGCUGCCCUUUGCAAAUAUACGUUGCCGCACUCUGGCCACCUUGUGAUUCCACGCCUGCGACGACUCAGGCAUCGUGAAACGCAGCUCUCACAAAAAGAACUAGUCCGGUAGCCGCCGUCCUUCGACAUGGCUCGGUGCAGCCAUGACAAGGAACGGCUGCAUCCCCGAAUGGUAAUGCACGCCGCUGCCUGUGC
Molecule: messenger RNA, 4702 nt
Organism: Aphanomyces invadans
Lineage: Eukaryota; Oomycota; Saprolegniomycetes; Saprolegniales; Verrucalvaceae
Exons: 6
Coding region: 476-4375 (1299 amino acids)
Cellular component (GO): membrane
Molecular function (GO): ATP binding; ABC-type transporter activity; ATP hydrolysis activity
Source: RefSeq, a predicted model, not a curated record